UAUCUAUUUAUCUAUCUAUCAACCAGAAGAAGAAGAAGAAGAAGAAGCAAGAGAGAGAGAGGAGAGAAUAUGGCGACCACAGGCGCUUUGUGUGGCACUAUGUUGAACACCUCCUUCCUGAAGAGGCAGGCAUCAGUGAACAUGACAAGCUUCAAGGCUAACGCUGCUGUCUUUGGUGUAAAAGGAGGACGAGGAGGUCGUGUGAGGGCCAUGGCAACUUACAAGGUGAAGCUGAUAACUCCAGAGGGAGAGCAAGAAUUUGAAUGCCCAGAUGAUAUAUACAUUCUUGAUCAGGCAGAGGAAAAUGGCAUUGAUCUUCCCUACUCAUGCAGGGCUGGUUCUUGCUCUGCAUGUGCUGCCAAAGUUGUGAGUGGCAAACUGGACCAGUCAGAUGGUAGCUUCCUUGAUGACGACCAAAUUGAUGCAGGAUUUGUUCUCACCUGCGUUGCUUACCCCACCUCAGAUAUUGUCAUUGAGACUCACAGGGAGGAAGAGCUCACUGCUUAAAUAAGAACUUUCAUCUUUACUUUAAAUGACAACAUAUGUUUGUUGCAUUUUUGCUUUGUAAAAUCUAUUGAACUAAAUAAUUUUUGUCAGUGAGUCUAAAGCUUGAGCUUUAGUAGUCUUAUCCUUGGACUGUCUCUGACACUUUCUUCCUUUCCCCCCCCCCCCCCCCCCACCCCAUCAUGUCUGUUGCGUUUAAUUUUGUGUACGUUGUGCUAUUUUCUCAGGAUAUAUAAUAUAUAUGCUUGUUUAUCAUGAGCAA
Messenger RNA from Glycine soja, 766 nucleotides. RefSeq names its product ferredoxin-A-like. The record is from RefSeq and is a predicted model, not a curated record. NCBI's taxonomy places the organism in Eukaryota, Viridiplantae, Streptophyta, Magnoliopsida, Fabales, Fabaceae. Gene Ontology annotation, biological process: electron transport chain. The transcript has a single exon. Bases 70 to 507 code for a protein of 145 amino acids. Gene Ontology annotation, molecular function: electron transfer activity; 2 iron, 2 sulfur cluster binding.